AUGACCUGGUAUAAAAUUUUGUCCGACGAGUCCAUCACAUCAUGGAAGGUACUCGGAAAACUUUUCUCCAGACACUUCACGGCUUCCCGAAGAUACCCCAAAUCAGAAGCCUCCUUGGAAGCCAUUAUCCAAGGAAAGGACGAGUCGCUACGAGCUUACAUAGAAAGAUUUAACAAAGAGGCCGUACAAGUAUCCACGACAGCCCAUAUGAAGAAAUUCCUGCUCGAACGAGGUCUCCGACCACGUUCAGAUUUCGCUAAAGCCGUCGGAACCGAAACGCCGGCUACCCUGGACGAAUUCUUUCUCAAGGCCCAAGCCUACAUACAGUAUGAAGAGAUAGAAGCAGCCCACGCAUUCCGCAAUUCCCGGCACGAAGAGAGCAGUAAAAAUGCACGCCAGGAUGAUUCUCGCCGAGGAACCGAAAAAAAGAAAGACGAUAAAACUCGGGACCCUAAGGACUACAAAACCCCUGCAGGGAAAUUCCGAUAA
Molecule: messenger RNA, 489 nt
Organism: Vicia villosa (hairy vetch)
Lineage: Eukaryota; Viridiplantae; Streptophyta; Magnoliopsida; Fabales; Fabaceae
Exons: 1
Coding region: 1-489 (162 amino acids)
Source: RefSeq, a predicted model, not a curated record